ACUGCUGCUUAAACCUGCUGUCUUCCUCUGCACUCAGAUGUAACAGGAUAAAAUGCUGAAGUUCUUCACUGCGCGGGAUGACGAGAAUGAAAGCCUUUUGGGAGCAAUAACAGAAGCUCCGACACACCUCUCAAGGACGUCACAGUGCUAAUGCUGCCUUUAGUGUUGAUUGAAAGCUAUGAGCUGUAUGAGAGAUGAAGGAGACAAUCCGUCUCUUCAGGACACCAAGCCCCACUGGCUGAACAGACCCUGCCUCCUGGUGCUCAAAGAUGGGGAUGUGUCCAAACCAGGGCUGGGCUGCACUCAAAUUAAACCAGAGUCCCCAUCUAAGACCCCUUCAGACUCAACGGUCAGUAGCACUUUUGGGCCAUGUGAGCAAAAACCAUCUGAACAUCCUUCCAAGACAGCGUCACCCUCCCAGCUGGAGGAAGGCAGCUGCACUGUGACCGCCAUCUCCACAUGGGGCGAGAGUUGUUUUGGGGAGUCUUCUAACCCCCUGGUGCUGAGUCCAGCUGAGGCUGCAUGGCCAGAUGAGGAGGAGGAGCAGCUGAAAGAGGAGAAGAAGCUCCAGGCUCUCCCUUCUAAGGAGGACUCUGUGAUUGAGGAGAAAGAGCUGGAGGAGAGUGGCCUGGAGCAGCAAGAACAGUCCUGCAGCUCAGAGGUGACUGCAACCCCUUCCAAUCUCUCACAUGAGGAGACAUGUGGCAGGGCUUCCAGGGAUCUUCAGAGCCAGCUUAAAAUGGUCAUAUCUAAUGGAGGAGAUGAGACAAACACCAACAGAGCCCAGGCAGCCGACGGGGAAGGAGCAGUGGGGGAAUCUGCUGUCUCCCCUGUCGAUCCUGACAAUGAAACUCAGCCAAGCCCUGCUGGUAUUCUGUCCAAGGAUCGAGGCACUGUCCUCGGGGAGGUGGCUCCAGUUUGGGUCCCUGAUGCUCAGGCGCAGGUUUGCAUGAAGUGUGGGGUCAAGUUUACGUUUACCAAGAGGAGGCACCACUGCCGUGCUUGUGGGAAGGUUUUUUGUGCACUUUGCUCCAACCUGAAGUUCAGACUUACACAUCUGGAUGGCAAGGAGGGACGAGUGUGUGUUUCCUGUCAUUCAACCCUCAUUAAAAGGACACCUCCAAGAGGAAAAAGGAGGGUGUGGUUUGCAGAUGAAUUCCUGGCCAAUAAGCAGUCAGAGUCUGCGCCGACCACUCCCAUCAGAGGACCAGCAUUCUCACCGCUGACAAGACGUGCACUAGGUGGAUCAGUCAGAAUUCCUGGGGGUUCACCACAGAUCAGGAGAGCUUCAAGGCCACAUGGGACUUCUAUCAAUGAGGCCUGUGGUCCUUAUGGCUGGGGCACCACAGCUUUAGUGAGCAACUCUGCCAAUCUCAUCCCUCUGGAUGGCCUACCACCCAUCCUCACCUCCACAGGAGUCAAAGGAGAUUACACUGUAGAGGAGCAGCCCUCUGAGAUGCUGCUUAUUCAGGAGCUGGAGAGUGGCAGGCCCAAGCCUCUGGUGUUUGUUCUCAAUGCCAACCUACUUGCUAUGGUCAAGUUGGUCAAUUAUGUUAACAGGAAAUGCUGGUGCGUCACAACUAAGGGAAUGCAUGCUGUGGGCCAGGUGGAGGUGGUGGUACUGCUGCAGUGCCUGCCUGAAGAGAAAAGCUUUCCCAAAGACAUUUUCAGCCACUUCAUCCAGCUGUACAGGGACACCCUCACAGGGAAGGUUGUGAAACACCUGUCACUGUCCCUGUUCAGCAGUAAUUUCCUGGGCAGUGAGGAGCAUGCAGGCUUCUUGUACAUUCGCCCCACUCUUCAGUCACUCCAAGGUCUACCUCUGCCAAACCAGCCCUACCUCUUUGGCCUGUUGGUCCACAGAGCAGAGUUGGCCUGGGCCAAAGCCUUUCCCUUGCGGCUAAUGCUGCGACUAGGAGCUGAGUACAGAUUUUACCCAUGUCCACUGUACAGUGUGCGCUUAAGGAAGCCCUUGUUUGGGCAGAUAGGCCACACUAUAAUGAGACUGUUAGUGGACUUUAGGAAUUACCGUUAUAGCCUCCCAAUGGUGCCGGGGCUCACUGUGGAUCUAGAGGCUCAAAGGACCUGCAUAAAGAUACCGACCACCGGGUACAAUGAGCUAAUGAAGGCUUUGAAUAAGUCCAAUGAGCAUGUGCUGGCCAUAGGGGCGUGCUUUAAUGAGGCUGCAGACUCCCACCUCAUCUGUGUGCAAAGAGACGAUGGCCAGUACCAGACCCAAGCCAUCAGCAUCCACAAUCAGCCACGCAAAGUGACUGGAUCAUGCUUUUUUAUAUUCAGUAGUGCACUGAAAGCAGCUGCAGGAUAUCUUGCCAAAUCCAGCAUCGUAGAAGAUGGGCUAAUGGUGCAAAUCACCGUGGAAACCAUGGCAGAACUGCGCCGGUCGCUCAGGGAGAUGAAAGACUACACCGUCACCUGUGGACGGCUUGACCAAUCAGACAGCCAGGAGAUUGUUUGUGUGCAGUGGGUGGAGGAGAAAUGCACUGUGAAUAAGGGAGUUAUAAGCCCCAUCGAUGGGAAAUCCAUGGAGUCCAUCAGCAGUACAAAGAUAUUCCAGAAAUCAGAAUACAAAGAAAACGGGAAGAUUAUCCGCUGGACAGAAGUGUUCUUCAUACAAAGGGGGAAUCAACCUAAAGGAGGGGUGUCUGACUCUGCUGAGCACAACCGGCUAACGGAGCGGAUCGCCCGGGCAUUUUGCUUGGCACUGUGUCCACACCUCAAACUGCUGAAAGAGGACGGGAUGGCCAAACUGGGGCUGCGUGUCACUUUUGACCCUCAAGAGGUGGGGUUUGUGGCUGGGAGCAAUGGGCAGCCCCUUCCAGCUCAGUACCUCAAUGCUCUGGAUAGCGUGAUGAUCCCCGUCAUCCACAGCAGGGGGCGUAAGAGGGGCGAUGAUCCCAUUGUGAUGGAGCUUAUCUUUUACAUCAUGGAAAACAUCACUUAAAGUGCACACACCACACUAUCACAUCACUUUCACCCUGACCGCAGCUGUAUCUCCGGCACUCCCCAUCAGUGCUGCCAUCGGUUUCAGGGCAAUAAAAGCAGCACAUUCAAAGGGUAAACCAGACCACAUCCAAGGUCUGCAUCCAUCUCAUCCACUCACGAGUAGAGAGAAGUGGUCUGACACAUAGUGGUUUUUCCAACAUCACCUCGCCCUGCAAUAGACAAUCUGGGUACGCAUGAAACCUAUGAUGGACCAUCAGACCAGGGCACAGUUCUGCACUGUAGUAGCAACUUCAUAGCUUGAUAUCAUCCAUGUCACAAUGUACCAUACAAAUACUCACAUGGAGAAUACCUUUAACGUGGGAGCUGGAUUCAGGCCCACAACCUUAAAGCAAAGAGAAAAAGAGAAUGACUUGAAGUGCUGUACGUAGUAGAUCUGUAGCAAUUUGAUGCACACUGAAUGAAUGCCUGAAGAAUGUUUUCAUACUGGAUGUAUUUUAAUUGAUUGCUCAUGAAAUGUAUUGUCAGCCUGGAAAUUAAA
Molecule: messenger RNA, 3502 nt
Organism: Scomber scombrus (Atlantic mackerel)
Lineage: Eukaryota; Metazoa; Chordata; Actinopteri; Scombriformes; Scombridae
Gene: zfyve9b
Product: zinc finger, FYVE domain containing 9b
Exons: 17
Coding region: 179-2962 (927 amino acids)
Biological process (GO): endosomal transport; liver development
Cellular component (GO): early endosome membrane; endosome
Molecular function (GO): metal ion binding
Source: RefSeq, a predicted model, not a curated record